Messenger RNA from Heterocephalus glaber (naked mole-rat), 2652 nucleotides. RefSeq names its product triggering receptor expressed on myeloid cells 2 (gene Trem2). Gene Ontology annotation, molecular function: signaling receptor activity. The record is from RefSeq and is a predicted model, not a curated record. Lineage: Eukaryota; Metazoa; Chordata; Mammalia; Rodentia; Bathyergidae. Gene Ontology annotation, cellular component: cell surface.
GCUGCCGAGGCUUCCGGCUCCCAGGGGGAGACUCACACUGCCCAGCCACUCCGAAGGAGGCCUGCCAUCCUCUCCAGCACUGUCACCCUCUGCCCCUGGCUGGUCCCUUCCUCCCGCCCACGCCCAUCCUGAAUCACAGAGUUCCUGUGGGCCGUGUGUGCCUGACCCUUGCUUUCUGCAGUUCCAGGGAAAGACGAGCGCUUGCACAAGGCCCUGCGGUGUCUGCCCACGGUGGGAGGUGGCAUGGAGCCUCUUCGGCUGCUCCUGCUGCUCUUUGUCACAGAGCUGUCCGGAGCCCACAACACCACAGUGUUCCAGGGCGUGGUAGGCCGGUCCCUGCAGAUCUCCUGCCCCUACAACUCUGCAAAGCACUGGAGCCGCCGCAAGGCCUGGUGCCGGCAGCCGCAUGAGGAGGACCAGUGCCAGCGCGUGGUCAGCACGCACAGCCUGUGGCUGCUGGCCUUCCUGCAGAGGCGGAAUGGGAGCACGGCCAUCAUGGAUGAUGCCCUGGGUGGCAGCCUCACGGUGACGUUGCGGAACCUCCAAGCUCACGAUGCUGGCCUCUACCAGUGCCAGGCUCUCCACGGCGGCGAGGCUGAUACGCUCCAGAAGGUGCUGGUGGAGGUGCUGGAAGACUCCCAGGAGCGGCAGGAAGAUGCAGACGUCUGGGGCCCCGAGGAGGAGUCUGAGGCCUUUGGCGGUGCCCAGGUGGAGCAGAGCAUCUCCAGCCUCCCGGGAGAGAACCCCUUCCAACCCACUACCAUCCUCCUCCUCCUGGCCUGUGUCUUCCUCAGCAAGCUUCUCGUUGCCGGGGUCCUCUGGGCUGUAGCCUGGCGCAGGCAGAAGCUGGGGGCACUUCCGGCCAGGGAGCUGGACGGAGGCCACGACCCAGGGCACCAGCUCCAGACCCUGACAGGUGCACCAGGGCAUGGAGCAGGAGUUUGGCUGAGGGAAAGAUACUGCAGCCCUCCCUUCCCAUAGGCUCUCAUCUGGGGAAUCUUCAUCUUCCACCCCCUCCCUAGAUCCCACCGCCAAGUCCUGCCCCUUCUCUGGAUAUCAUCAGCAUCUGGUGCCUCCCCCUGCACCCCGGUGUUGUUCUCUCCCUUGGUUGUUGGAGGAUGUUGGCUCCAUCCCCAUCUGACUCGGGCUGACUCCUCCUCUGUCUCCCUAGAGCUUUGCUUUCAUCGAUGACUUCCCUUCCGGGGCAGAGUCAUAGUGAGGAUCACAGCACAUCAGAGCUGUAUACUGCAAGCCUCUUAUGGUACAUGAGGCAAACUGAGGCUCAAAAAGGGCAAAGGGCUCUCUCUCCUGAGCUCCCCAGUAGAGCCUGGAAAUCCAAAUUUCACCUGGAACUCAAGGCAUCCUUCCCUCUAGCUCAGUCCUACCCAUUCAUUCAUUCAUAAGUGGGGCCCUCUGGCCUGCACCAAGGAGAGGAACAUGGGGAAAGGGUCCUGUUCAUGUUCCAGCAGGGAGGCAGACAGACGAGAAAUGCAAUAAACAAGUCUGAAAGGAUGUCAGAGAGCAAAGUGCUGAAGGAGAAAUGGAAUAAACCAGGGCAGAGACGCUGGCAUGCAGAAGGGACGGGGCCAAAGCCCUCUGAACAGUGGCUGGAAGGUGCCCUUGGAGAAACACUGGGAGGAAGGGAGGGAGGGAGCCAGGAGGACAGGAGGGGCCUUUGGGGACCAAGGGGAUAGCUAGUGUGGCUCCUAGAACCCACUGGGCGAGAGAAAGGGGGAGCCCAGGCACUGUUCCGGAGGGCGAGCGGCUGAACAGGCUCAGCACGGGGCCUCCUGCCAGGUGCCGGGUCCCUGGGUUUUCGCUUCGCCUCUGUCUCCCAGCAAGACAUCCAGGGAACGCCCCUCACAACAGUGAGGGAACUGCCCACAACAGUGCAGGGCCGGGGAUUUAGCUCAGUGGUUUCGCCACCUGCUCCUCUGGGUCUCAGUGUCCUUGCUUAUGAAAGUCAAUCAAUCAACACUUCCCUUUGCCUACUUCACAGGGUUCGCAUGAGGUUAAAAGAAAUGUUUGUGGAAGUCUCUGGCCAGGUGUCUGGGCACAGUAUGUCCUCAAGAAGCCCAGCAGCGUGGCACUUCCUGGGUGCUGCCUGAGCCCCCUGUGCCCCAGCCGGGACCAGGUUCAUCUGAGGAGCUCAGCUAAAUGCUGGGUCCAGUCCCGCAGGCCACACAAUGCCCCUGGGUGGCUUGUUCAAGGGCAAAUAACUUCCUUGCCCCAAGUUAAAGAACACCAGAUAGAAAUCUGCAGGCCAGAUCAAAGGACUGGUUUGCAGAGGACUUGUCCAGCUUUAGCAUGAAAGCCCCUUGUCCCAGGCAGGCAGGGACAGUUGGUCAUCCCACCCACCAUGUCCCCGGAUGCUCAGCCUAACACACCACCAGCUGCCUCAUCCCCUGCUCCGGUUUCCCCUCAACUCCUUGUGGCUGAAGGAAGGGGGGCCAGAGGAAGGAGAGAGGAGACAGUGGGGAGGGAUUCCCAGCCACACAGGCCACUGUGGUCGCUUUGACGGCUGCUAUCACCCUGGUGCCCGUGGUCAGAUGGAAUUCCCCAGGGGAAUGCAAGUGAAGGCCCAGUGUCUCCUGUGCUGGCAGUGGCUUUGUCUCACAGGAGAGGAACACCAAUCAGGAGGCUUGCAGGAGA